This is a messenger RNA of Polypterus senegalus (gray bichir), 2983 nucleotides long. RefSeq lists its product as uncharacterized. NCBI's taxonomy places the organism in Eukaryota, Metazoa, Chordata, Cladistia, Polypteriformes, Polypteridae. Bases 1689 to 2588 code for a protein of 299 amino acids. The record is from RefSeq and is a predicted model, not a curated record. The transcript has 2 exons.
CUCUUAAAAAUAAAGGUGCCAGAGUGGUUCUUCAGAUUGAUGCCAUAGGGGAACCAAUUCAGGUUUUCAAAAGAUCCAUCCACAUGAAAGAUCCAGAAAUUACCUUUAUUUAUUUAGAUCUGUACGAGGCUUCAUAUAGUAAAUUACCAUGAACAGAUGUUAACAUUUGUAAACUACUAAUGUGUCAUAAUUUUAAAAAGAUUCUUGCUGUAUACAGUAACACCCACCUUCCAGUCUUGGGGACAUAAAAAGCUGAAGCCCGGGAAGGUGGUGUCAUUCUUGAGAGGAGCACAGAAGAGCAUUAAUUGAUUUUGCUUAGGAAUUAUUGUUGCCAUUUCAGUGCUUUUGAUAAUGUGUUGUUCAAUUUUCAGGACUAUUUCUGUUGCCAUUUUCCCUUUUGAGUUCAGAAGUAAGUGGGGUUACCAGGGUGGAACCCAAAAUUUUCACACAGCUUUGCCUACCUCCUUGCCACUGGACAUAAUAUAUAGAAAGAAAGGAAGAUUUAGAGGAUCACCUCUUCAGCAUACUAUAUGGUUGAAACAGAAUAAAACUGAAAUAAAGAAAGUAGAGAUCUGAGUUCUUUUUGCUAUAAUCAUUUUGAAAUAAUCCAGUGUACAUAUUAACAAAGCAAAACAUCAGUCAUACAGUACAGAGGGCAUUUCAUGAUUGAUGUCAUGGGUAUUCCAUGAUGUUGUAGAUGUGACCUAUGUUAUACCUAUUCCAGGCUGCAGUUUGACGCCUCUCAACAACUAAGCUAGAAUGUGAGAGAAUAGUGCCAGUAGAUGGCACUCACCAAAACAGACAUGUACAUGGAGAAAUAACACCACCACCAUAUACCACCAACUUAGUUAACUUGCAGGGCCAGAUAAAGCAGUACGCCUUUCAGGUGUAAAAAAUCCUGUUUUUCCUAUUUAUUCUAUUUUGUCUGUCAACACAUUUGUCAUCAUGGCUGCACAAGUAGUAGAAACCAAGCUUUCGAUAUGCCACAUUCUUAACGCCCCCUUAAAAGAGUUACUUGUGGAUGACACUAAUCAGCUGAUGUCAUGAGGUACGCAAGUCUUUGGAAGGCAAAGGAAAUAGCACAUAAAAUCACCUGAAGAGUAUCAAGUAGGCAGGGCUGGCAAACUGGGCUUGACCAAUAUUGUCUGUCCUGACUGACUGGCUCAUAACUGGUUAUGUCUCAAUCAUUUUUACAUUCUAGCCCUACUGAGUUUCUGGAUCAUUUUACAACUAUAGUGAUACAUUGUAAUAUAUUAUUCAUAAAUUACAGUAAAAACAAACCACUUAAUUAUUCUUUGAAAUAAAUAUAAAAAUAUAUUGUUAGCAAACUUGUCAAUCUUAUGAUAAGAUGUUUCUUUUUGACAGCAAUUCCUUUUCAUUACUAGCCUCACUUGUUCCUAGUUUUCCAGUUAAGGUCAUGGCAUUGCAAGGAAACCAUCCAUCCAUCCAUUAUCCAACCCGCUAUAUCCUAACUACAGGGUCACGGGGGUCUGCUGGAUCCAAUCCCAGCCAACACAGGGAAACAAACCCCGGGCAGGGCGCCAGCCCACCACAGAGGAAACCAGAAACUCCAAAGAAAACCACCAUGAGCAUGUAUUACAGAGGAUUAUACUUAAAGCAACAAAAUAAACAAAUUAUUUUAGGAUCAGACAUUUUAAGGAAUUUGCUUAGUAUUUGAAAAAUACAACAUGAGUUUAUUACCCAAGCUACGCACAAAACCCUUGAGGAAGAUUCUUGAAAGACAUUCACAUCUAAAUGAAUUAAGAAUGUAUCAAUGGACCGGUUCAAUGUAUACAUACCUUUCAAAAACUCCUCUGCAAGCAAAGGCAAAAUUGUACAUUACAAAGCUCCAGCAUGCCACAACAAAAACAGGCCUGAAUGGAAUAAUUGAAGAAGGAUUUAAAGGAUUUUCAAGCCAGGACAGCAAAGGUUCACAUUUUUUCUAUUGUACUGGUGUGCCAGAUUCAGACGACGUAGACCUAAAAAUAAGACAAUGGCUUUCCCAGUAUCCUGAAAUUGAGCAGACAGAGGAAAAUAUCAAAUCUUUUCAGAACUCUCCAGCCUUUUCAGAUAAUUCUCGCUAUGGAAAUUACAAGUUCACAUUUGAGUUGGAUGAUAUUAUCAAGGCUUACAGAGAUCAGAUCUGUGGCGGGAAAGAUCCAGUUUUCAGAAUAUAUGGAACCUUUUGCUAUAAAAAGGAGAUUGUGUAUAUGGUGGUUGUGCACAGUCCUGACUCAAUAGCUUUUGAUCAUUUUCCAUAUCUUCCUACAGAUGUGGGUGACCGCAUUUGUGGUAAAGAUGACGGUGGAAUUUACUGGUGCCCAGAAGCAAUGAGUGACAAGUGUCUGUAUGAGCAGGUUGAAGGGACGGCAAUUAUACCUUAUCCCUUUAAUGAGUACUUUGUAUGGGAUCAUAUGGUAUUUGCAUUUAAUAUGUCAAGCAACAUGAAAUUUAAAUUAGAAUAUCUUUAUGAACACCUCACAGCAUGUGACCUUGAAGAAAUAAAUUUAGCUGGGGAACGUGAAACCAAACAGGAAGCUGAACAAUAUAUCAAAAGACUGAAAGCGUCUAAACUAGACAAAACUUAAAUGAAAUAAAUUUAAUGAAUUUAGGGGUGACUUAUGUGAUGAUGAUAGAAAGAGGAUUUAAAAAAUAAACUCAUUAUAUUUAGAGUGAUUUUUUUGUGUAUAGUAGUGGAUAUACUUUUCUUGUACUAGUAAAUUUUGGUGUAAGCUGUAUCCAUCGUUUUAUUUACUCAGGUUUUAACAUUAUAUCAAGUAAAUGUGUUUGUAAUAUGAUUCACUUUAUAAUGUGUGAUUUAAAGUAUAAAAUAAUGGAUUAUAUACAUCCAUAUUAUUGUCAAAGGGUGUUUCUACUUAAAGAGUAAUGAAAAGAGAAAAAAUAUUUGAAAUAAAGCUUCCAUUCCUUUUAAGAAUGUAUUUCCAAAGCUAUGGUGGAUUUCACAGUGACACCAUGAAGUCUU